GCGGAGUUUUGGCGCGCUUUCCAUCAGUUGAAGGAAACUUUUCCGCGUGUUACAUCGUGACAGUGACGUACCGAAGUUAUGAGUGUGUAACGAGGUUGCUGUUUCGAGUCCUGCUUCUGAAAUCUAAGAUCAUACAACAAUGGGUGCCCCACGAGCCUGUUUAAUCUUCAUCACCCUGCAUCUGGUAUCCUACGUGUACGCGCAGGAGGUCUCCAAGAGAGUCCCACAAGGCUUCCUUGGCAUGCGCGGCAAAAAAUACUUCGAAGAAGACGGCACCGAACAGUUCUACAAGCGAAGACCUCAAUUCUUCGUCGGCGUAAAAGGCAAAAAGAGCCUUCAUGACAUCCUCGAGACACCCGAGGCAUACUACAAGAGAGCACCAAUGGGCUUCAUGGGAAUGAGAGGCAAAAAAGACUUGAAUUUCCCAGACAUCUCAAGCACCGAGAUGCUGAAAAGAGACGGCUCUCUAAUCGGCCAGAUAGACUACUCCUCGAAUGAACCAACUACAAAUGACCCCGACUUUCCCUUACUCAACGAACUGCUGAUGCAUUACUUGUCUCAAGUCAAUCUCGGGAAGACGGACAUGUUAUCAGACAGCAUGAUGUCUGAAGCCGACCCUGGUUCUAAUGAUAUCGAGAAGCGAGCUGCGAACAUGCAUCAGUUUUACGGAGUCCGUGGAAAGAAAUCCUUGAACAACAAGCGACCUUAUGACCUGACCUUUCGAGGCAAAUUCAUCGGUGUGAGGGGCAAAAAGGACGUGAAAAACAGCGGCCCGCAUGAAAUUAAGUUUUUGGUGGACCAGAACGGACCCCUGCCUAAGAGAAAGGCUCAGAUGGGCUUCUUCGGUAUGCGAGGCAAGAAGUGGACUGAUGCCAUAGAUCUUCCAAAGACAAACCAUCGAAUGUCAGAAAGAAGCCUUGUAGUCCAGCCUGGAAAUGGAUAUGCCAAACUAAGUGUCUUUAAAAAUUAUUGAUUAUUACAAAAACUAUUAUAUAAUAAUACACAUUAAAUGCUACCUAUUUCUUGGGAAAGACUUAACAUAUCCUAUUGAAUUAAGAAUUAAUGCCAAUAAAUAAUGAGGCUUAUUUUAGCGUUGUUUUCACAGUUAAGAGAUUCUAGUCAGUAAAUUAUAUGUAUUGAAUUGUACCUACUUAAAUAUAUAAAAAUUAACUUUUUUGUAAAGUAUUAUUUAAGCAUAUCUUUUUAAGACAUAUUUCAUCAAUAUUUUUGCAGGCUUUAUUUAUUUCAAAUUGCGUAUUUUUAUUGCAUUUAUUACAUAUGUAUAAUAAUUUAAUUAAGUACAAAACGAUUGACAAAAUCGCAAUAACUAUUUUUUUAUACUAUAUUUUUAUUUAAAGGUAAAUAACAUUAGGACUGUCGACGACUCUCUAUGUACUUUUACGUUUAUUUAUUGUUAUUAAUACAUACUUACCUAUAAAAAUAUUUACUUUGACACAACUUUUAUAACACGUUUAUGUAACAGAAAUCGCUUCUGCCUAGGUAACUUUAUAAAAUAAAUUGUUGAAGUAUGUCUUAAAAAAUAAACUUAACUUUCCUACAUAUAGAAAAUUGUUGUAACUCUUAAUAAAUAACGACUAGAAACAAUUUUAUUUAUAUUUUUAUCGAUGUCAGAUCAGAAUGUAUUUCCUAAUAAUUGUUAAAACAAUAUAAAAAUUUAAAUGAAUUAGUAGAUAGCUCGCAACGAGUAUUUUCAAUUAUAAAUAAUAAAUGUAGAUUCUAUUCGUAACUGUAAUUAAUAAUAUAUCACUUUAUAAUAAACUUUAGGUUUAUAUUUAUAUCUAUUUAUGACUUUUAUUUUUUUUAUUAAUGGAUAUGUAUUACUUUUUUUUAACACUGUCUUCACAGAUAUGUACCCACAUUAUUUAUUUAUUAAUCAUGAGCUGAUUUCAAUGUUAUGAUUUUUUUUUUAUAAUUUAUAAGUAGAUUCAAUUAAUUUAUAUAUCAUUAAUAUUAUUCUGGAAAUUAUAUAUGGUAUUUUAUUACUAUUUAUUAUUUGAAAAAUAAUUUAAAUAAAAACGCCUAUUAUUGUUAUUAGAUGCAGUUGACUGUUAAUUUAAUAAUUAGAAUGUUUGUAAAAAUAAAGUACCUAUGUUUACUGUCUUCACAUUUUGUAAGGGCUGGCAAAAUGUAAAACUGUAUUAUAACAAUAGUAAAAAAUUAAUAUACGCAGUUGUCAAUUUUAA
Helicoverpa armigera (cotton bollworm) is the source of this 2204-nucleotide messenger RNA. It is a transcript of the gene Tk, whose product is annotated as tachykinins. Lineage: Eukaryota; Metazoa; Arthropoda; Insecta; Lepidoptera; Noctuidae. The record is from RefSeq and is a predicted model, not a curated record. The transcript is spliced from 4 exons. Bases 140 to 973 code for a protein of 277 amino acids.